AUGAAAAUAAUAUCCAAGUCUAUAUUACUAUCAUGUCUCGUAUUUUUGAUCGUAAUUACGAAAUCAAAUGCUGCAACGCCGACUAUAGCCGCCGGAACCAUUAACACAAGUCCAACAACCUCUUUAGUUUCUUUCAUUUUUAAAUCUCAAAUAUCUUCGUCAACGAAUCCUACCACAAUUCCUACAUCACGAACAACUAAUUCUCCAACUCCCACAUCCCCUGCUGCAAGUAAUUCUCCAAUUCCCACAUCCACUGUUAACAAUAAUAAUAGCAACGGAAAUCCUCAACAACCGUCUCCUACUCCACGAGAAACGACAACAUUCAAGACUGUUGUAUCCACUGUCGUCGAAGGAUCGCAAACUAAUUUAAUCACAACGGUAACUCCGAUCGUUAUGACACAAAUGCCGGGCACAAGUAAAUCAGCCACUUCUACUCAGAAUAAUGCAGGCGUUUUGUUUUCAAAUGCUGAGAGAAGUGAUGACUAUAGGAUUUUGAGGAAUGUUGUGGUUGGAUUGGUGACGAGUGUUGGAAUGGGUUUUUGGAGCAUUUUACAGUUUGCUAAUUAA
Molecule: messenger RNA, 567 nt
Organism: Ambispora gerdemannii
Lineage: Eukaryota; Fungi; Glomeromycota; Glomeromycetes; Archaeosporales; Ambisporaceae
Source: the annotation of a GenBank genome assembly